Ficedula albicollis (Collared flycatcher) is the source of this 9477-nucleotide messenger RNA. It is a transcript of the gene PRRC2C, whose product is annotated as proline rich coiled-coil 2C. The transcript is spliced from 34 exons. The record is from RefSeq and is a predicted model, not a curated record. Bases 54 to 7964 code for a protein of 2636 amino acids. Gene Ontology annotation, biological process: cell differentiation. Lineage: Eukaryota; Metazoa; Chordata; Aves; Passeriformes; Muscicapidae.
GCAGAUUUUGAGGAGUGAACGGGAGGUACCAGACUCGAUGAGUUUCCAGCGAAAUGUCGGAAAAGUCAGGCCAGAGUACAAAAGCAAAGGAUGGAAAAACAAAGUAUGCAACACUCAGUCUGUUUAAUACUUACAAGGGAAAGUCACUGGAAACUCAGAAAACCACAGUUGCCGCACGCCAUGGAUUGCAGAGUCUUGGAAAAGUUGCUAUUUCCAGGAGGAUGCCUCCCCCAGCUAAUCUGCCCAGCCUCAAAGCAGAGAACAAAGGCAACGACCCCAAUGUGAACAUUGUGCCUAAAGAUGGCACAGGAUGGGCUUCAAAACAAGAACAGCACGAAGAAGAGAAGCAGCCAGACGUGCCGCAGACACAGCCAAAACCUGCUGUUCCUGCUCCUCCAGAAGCAGCUCCUGUUGCCAAAUCCUGGGCCAACACCAAGCCAGGGGGACAAGACGGUCCACCUCUUCCAAUCAAUAGUUAUUUCCAGCAAGAAUUCCCCAGUCUGCCGGCAGCUGGGGAUCAGGAAAAGUCAGGCAAAGAUAAGGAUGCAGCUGAAGAUGGAUCAGGAGCCAACCUGCGACCACAGAAUCAGGAAGCUAAGGCUCUGGGACAAGAAGAUGGCAGCGCUACACCAGCAGAAAAUGAUGGCCAGAAGGCAGGAGACAAGAGGGAUGUGCGGUUGCCACAGGUCCCUCAGCCCAAGCUGAAUGGCCAGCAGCAGCCCCCCAUCUCAUCCCAGUACAGAGCAAUGAUGCCUCCUUAUAUGUUUAAUCAAUAUCCCAGAAUGGCGUAUCCUCCCUCCAUGCAAGGUCCAACUAGAUUUCCUAAUUCUGAGCCUAGCAGAGGCCCAAGGGGAAGAGGCCCACCCUCAUGGUGCUCAGAACCUAUUGAACGCCCAUCCAUUCUUAGUGCUAGUGAGCUCAAAGAGCUUGAUAAAUUUGAUAAUCUAGAUGCUGAGGCUGAUGAAGGCUGGGCAGGUGCUCAGAGCGAAGUGGAUUACACUGAGCAGUUGAAUUUCAGUGAUGAUGAUGAGCAAGGAAGCAGUCAGAAGGAGAAGGAAAGUGGUGAUGAACAAACACCGUCAAAAGAUUCCCAGAGUCCUGAUGGCCAGAAGGAGACAGAAGAACAGACAAAUGCCAAGUCUGCCACCCAGGUUUCCACAGCAGCAGCCAAAGGGCCUUACAGCAAAAGCUCUCAGCUUGAUCAGGAUCGAGGUCCACCACAGCCUUCUAUACAUGAAAGAGGUGGCCCUGCUCCUCCUCCAAAAUCUAUUCUACCACCGCAUCCUCCUCCCCCUGAUCGCCAGAUGGGCAGGCAGGGACCCUUUCCCCCUAAGCCGGUACCAGAUGAAGAUGAAAUCUGGAAGCAGAGGAGAAGGCAGCAGUCAGAGAUAUCUGCUGCGGUGGAGCGAGCCCGUAAGCGGCGAGAAGAGGAAGAGAGGAGAAUGGAAGAGCAGCGCAAAGCAGCCUGUGCUGAAAAGCUCAAACGGUUAAACGAGAAAUUCGGCUGCGUGACAAAACCCUCCCGGGAAGACCCUCUGAAAGAGAGAGAGAGGGAGAGGGAAAGAGAAAGGGAGAGGGAGCGGGAGAGGGAAAGGGAAAGGGAAAAGGAGAGAGAGCGGGAGAGAGAAAAAGAGAGGGAGAAGGAAAAGGAGAAAGAGAGGGAAAGGGAAAGGGAGAAGGAAAAGGAAAAAGAGGAAAGAGAAAAACUGGAGAAGGCAAAAGAACAAGAAGUGGAGAAAGAGAAAGAAAAAGAGGUGGAGAAGGAAGAGAAGGAGAAUGAGAAAGAGAAAGAAGAAGAGAAACCAGCACAUGAGGUUCCUGAGCCUGUAGAGCCUGUGGCAACACCUGUAGUAGAAAAACAAGAAAGUGAAACCAAGAAUAACAAGGAAGAAAAAGAAGAUCAAGCAGUUUUUACUCGACAAGACAGUGGUCGGAAUGAGAAAGAGGUUUCACAGGUGACUCAUGAGAAUGAGCCAGACUCAGGAUCUCAGCCUCGUCCUGCUGUUUCCUCAGGCUAUUCUAAGCAGUUCCAGAAGUCAUUACCACCAAGAUUUCAGAGGCAGCAGGAGCAAAUGAAACAGCAGCAGUGGCAGCAACAGCAGCAAGGUGUCCUUCCACAGUCUGCUCCCUCCCAGCCUUCCAGUGGCCCUGUCCCACCACCCCAGCACAGACCCCUUUACCAGCCCAUGCAGCCCCAUCCGCAGCAUUUGGCUUCCAUGGGCUUUGACCCCCGCUGGCUCAUGAUGCAAUCCUACAUGGACCCACGGAUGAUGUCAGGAAGACCUGCCAUGGAUAUGCCUCCUAUUCAUCCAGGAAUUAUGCCUCCCAAACCACUGAUGAGAAGAGAGCAGCUGGAAGGCUCAGCAGCUGGGUCCGAUUCGUUCGAGCACAUGGCUCGCUCUGCGAGGGAGCACAGCGUGCCCCUGUCAGAGCCACGCAUGAUGUGGGGCUCAGACCCCUACCCCCACGCAGAAUCUCAGCAGUCCACUUCUCCUCCCAAGGUCUUAGAAGAGCCUGAUGAUUUGAGGUCUGAGGCACACUUGGAGCAAGAGCGAGUUGCUGUCCCUGCCAGUGCUUAUCCUGUAGAACACAACCAGUUGGACUCUCAUCCAAAGACAGAAUUUUUCAGAGAAUCAGGAGAGGUAGAGGUACAGAAGUUUCCAAGCAGGCCUUUGGAAGAUGUACAACCUCUCCAAACUGACACACCUAAUACAGCAGUUAAUUUUGAAGGAGUGAGUGAGAAGGUCACACGUAGUUCUCCAGAAGAAUUGGUACCUGUGGGGGAAAGUCACUCUUCAUUAAAAAGAAGCAUUUCCCAUGGUUCAAGUCACUCUCUAAAAUCAGAAGAGCAGAGGAGUGAAACAGCAGCAAAUAUCCCUAAGUUAAGUAACAGAGAGACAAAGGAGACAAUUGAGAGACUUGAGAUUAAACCGAAAAAAGAAAUUUUGAUCACCAAUAGAACAUCAGAAGGACCAAAACCUGAGAAAACUUUCAAACCUAAGUCUGAAACAAGAUGGGGUCCUAGGCCAGGUUACAGCAGGCGAGACGAAGGUGGCGACAGACCAGUGAGGAGAUCGGGUCCUAUUAAGAAACCUGUGCUGAGGGAUAUGAAGGAAGAGCGUGAACAGAGAGAAGAGCGUGAGCAGAGAAAGGAGAAGGAAGGAGAAAAGACAGCUAGUGAAAAACCAGGCAAGCCUGAAAAAAGUGACAAAAAGGACCCCCCCCCCCCCCCCCCCCCCCCCCCCCCCCCCCCCCCCCCCCCCCCCCCCCCCCCCCCCCCCCCCCCCCCCCCCCCCCCCCCCCCCCCCCCCCCCCCCCCCCCCCCCCCCCCCCCCCCCCCCCCCCCCCCCCCCCCCCCCCCCCCCCCCCCCCCCCCCCCCCCCCCCCCCCCCCCCCCCCCCCCCCCCCCCCCCCCCCACGCGCAGCCCCCCGCUCCCCCCAGCAAGGAGGACAAGCAGGCUGAGAAGGUGCUGAGCAAGGAGGUGGUGGAGAAACCACGCCUAGAAACCAGGCCAGUGAAAAGAGAGCCUGGCUUACCACCUAGGACAUACUGGAAAGAGGCCAGGGAUAGGGACUGGUUCCCAGAUCAGGGCUACAGAGGCAGAGGUCGUGGCGAGUAUUAUUCUAGGGGCCGUAGCUACAGGGGUUCUUACGGGGGACGUGGUCGGGGCAGUAGAGGCCAUAACAGAGAGUACCCACACUACAGAGAUCCUAAGCCUAGAUCAGAGCAUGUGCCUUCAGGGCCUGUUAGGCAGAGAGAAGAGAGUGAAACUCGUAGUGAGAGUUCUGACUUUGAAGUGAUCCCGAAACGGCGGCGCCAGCACGGCUCGGAGACAGAUUCUGACAGCGAAGUGCACGAGAGCGCGAGUGACACCCUGCUCUCAGACAAAGACAGCAUCAUCAAGGGCAAGCACCCGAAAAGAGAAGAAAGAGCUGAUGGCAAGAAGCCUCCAAAGCCUCUGUCCUUCAAACCCGAGAACAAUAUUAGAGUAGACAACAGAUCCCUGGAAAAAACAUACAUCAGAGAUUAUGAGAACAAGCCCAAACCAGGAUUUCUUCCGAAAGGAGAGCCUUCUAGGCGAGGCCGAGGGGGAAUGUACCGACGUGGCGGCAGGGAUCCCGGGGCACGUCCCCCACGUCCCUCCACAAUAAGGAGACCGGCCUACAGGGACAACCAGUGGAACCCCAGGCAAACAGAGAUCAUUAAACCAGAAGAUGGGGAGCCUCCAAGAAGAAAUGAGCAUUACGGUCCUAUACCAAUUGAUAAAAGACCUCCAAAAUUUGAGAGAAAGUUUGAUCCAAACAGAGAGAGGCCACGAAGACAGAGGCCUGCCCGGCCUCCAAGGCAGGAUAAGCCACCACGCUUCAGGCGCCUAAAAGAGAGAGAGGCAGCAUCCAAGAUCAGUGAGGUGGUGGCCAGCUCCACGACCAGUGCCACAGUCAAUAAUGCAGUCAGUGAGCCCUCCAACCCUGCUCUGGACGUGUCAGGAAGUAAGACACCAGACUUGUCCAACCAGAAUUCUUCAGACCAGGCAAAUGAAGAGUGGGAAACAGCCUCGGAAAGCAGCGACUUCAAUGAGAGGCGGGAAAGGGAUGAGAAGAAAACAGCAGAUGCAGCAGCUCAGGUUGCUGCAAAGGCAGGAGAAAACGCUGGAGCUCCAAAAAGGGAAAUAGCCAAGAGAAGCUUCUCUAGUCAGCGGCCUGGAAUAGACCGUCAGAACCGACGUGGCAACAACGGGCCAGCCAAGCCAGGGAGGAAUUUCUCAGGGCCCCGGAGUGAAAGGCGGAGUGGUCCUCCUCCCAGAAGUGGAAAAAGAGGGCCAUUUGAGGAGCAGGCAGCACCUGUGCCUGGUGUUGAUCCCACCAAUGGCAGUGCUUUACAUCAGGAGGAUGGAGGUGUCACUGCUGCAGGGCAGAAGACCACCAAGGAUGCAAGUGGCAAAAAGAGAGAAGAGCCAAAAGCUGGUCCAAAGAAGCCUAAGGAAAAAGUGGAUGCCUUGUCUCAAUUUGAUCUUAAUAAUUAUGCAAGUGUUGUGAUCAUUGAUGAUCACCCUGAAGUGACAGUAGUUGAAGACUCCCAAUCUAACUUGAAUGAUGAUGGUUUCACAGAAGUGGUGUCUAAGAAGCAGCAAAAACGCUUGCAAGAUGAAGAGCGCAGAAAGAAGGAAGAACAAACAGUGCAGGUUUGGACCAAAAAAGGAUCGAGCGAAAAAGGCCGAGGUCAGAAUUCCAAGCUGCCCCCCAGAUUUGCCAAAAAGCAGCAGCAGGCUGCAGCUGCAGCUGCACAGCAGGCACAGGCUCAGGCACAAGCUCAGGCUCAGCCUCCCUGCCCAGCCCAGUCUCCAGCCCAGCCACAGGCUCCUGUUGCAGCACAAAGCCAGGCUGCAGGAGGGACAGCCAGCACAGACUACACCGUGCCAGGCAAAGUCCUGCAGAACACCCAGCCUCACAACGGCCUGGGAGCUGAAUUAUGGGACAACAAAGUGCCUCCUACAGCAGUUCUGAAUGACAUCUCCAAAAAAUUGGGACCCAUUAGCCCACCUCAGCCACCUUCAGUCAGUGCCUGGAACAAGCCUCUGACAUCUUUUGGUUCAGCUCCAUCUCCAGAGGGGACAAAGCCUGGACAAGAAGGUGGAGUUGAUCUUGGUAUAGAAACCAUUCAGUUUGGAGCCCCAGCUUCCAGUGGCAGUGACAAUGAAGUUGGUCCUGUGCUUUCUGAGAAGUCCACUGACAAAUUACCAGAACCCAAAGAGCAGAGACAGAAACAGCCUCGGGCUGGACCCAUCAAAGCACAAAAGCUUCCAGACUUGAGCCCGGUAGAAAACAAAGAGUAUAAGCCCGGUCCUAUUGGCAAAGAGCGUUCUUUAAAGAACAGGAAGGUGAAGGAUGCCCAGCAGGGAGAGCCUGAGGGACAGGAGAAGCCAUCCCCCACCUCUGUCAGGAGCCCAGAGCCUGUCACUGCAAAGGAGACCAAAGCAGCGAGCGAACUGAGCACGGAGAUAGGAACCAUGAUAUCUGUGUCUGCUCCAGAGUUUGGGACAAACACCAAGGAGUCUGUAACAGACUACACUACACCUUCUUCUCAUCCUAACACAGUGGCUACUAGCAGUACAAAAAUGGAGGAGACUUUGGUGACGAACGUGCCCCUGCCCCACACCCUUCCCCUCCCUAGGAGGGAGACUUUACAACAGAGCUCCAGCCUAACUCCAGUUUCUCCCGCUACCGUCGACCUCACCCUCAAGAUGGAGUCUGCACGCAAAGCAUGGGAGAAUUCCCCAAACAUGGGGGAGAAGAGUUCACCAGUGACCUCAGCAGCAUCUCCCAUUGCUGGUGGCAGCAGCAGCAGCAGCAGCAACACUGGGCCAAGCAGUGGCACUUACAGCUCUUUCUCAAGUGCAUCAAUGCCUCCUAUUCCUGUGGCCUCAGUUACCCCCACAACAUCCCUCUCAGGAGCUGGAACAUACACAACCUCUUCACUGAGUACAAAGACUGCAAGCACCUCAGACCCUCCUAAUAUCUGCAAAGUGAAACCCCAGCAGCUGCAGACAAGCAGCCUGGCUUCUGCCAGCCACUUCUCCCAGCUGAGCUGCAUGCCAUCCCUCAUUGCCCAGCAGCAGCAAAGUCCCCAGGUCUACGUGUCUCAGUCUGCAGCAGCUCAAAUCCCAACGUUUUAUAUGGAUACAAGUCAUCUGUUCAAUACCCAGCACGCCCGUUUGGCACCUCCUUCUCUGGCCCAGCAGCAAGGCUUUCAGCCAGGCCUUUCUCAGCCUGCUUCAGUUCAGCAGAUCCCCAUCCCCAUCUAUGCACCUCUGCAAGGACAGCAUCAAGCUCAGCUGAGUUUAGGAGCAGCACCAGCUGUUUCACAAGCCCAGGAGUUGUUCAAUUCCUCCUUACAACCUUACAGAUCCCAGCAAGCUUUUAUGCAGAGUGGUUUGUCUCAGCCUUCACCAGUGGUCCUGUCUGGCACAGCCUUACACAACUUCCCAGCAGUGCAGCACCAGGAGCUGGCUAAGGCACAGUCCAGCCUGGCAUUCCAGCAGACUUCCAAUACUCAGCCUAUUCCUAUCCUGUAUGAGCAUCAGCUUGGGCAGGCUUCAGGACUAGGAGGCUCUCAGCUGAUUGAUACACACCUCCUGCAGGCCAGAGCUACUCUCACUCAGGCUUCCAAUCUCUACUCUGGGCAAGUUCAGCAGCCUGGCCAGAGCAAUUUCUACAACACUGCACAGUCUCCCAGUGCUCUCCAGCAGGUGACAGUACCUUUGCCAGGAUCACAGAUUUCUCUGCCCAACUUUGGAUCCACAGCACAGCCACUGAUUGCCCUGCCCCAGUCCUUACAGCCACCACUACAGCACACCCCACCACAAGCUCAGGCUCAAAACCUGAGCAGACCUGCCCAAGUGACCCAGCCUUUCAGAGGAUUGAUCCCAGCAGGAACUCAGCACAGCAUGAUUGCUGCAACUGGAAAGAUAUCAGAAAUGGACCUGAAGGCCUUUGGAGGUGGCAUUGAUGUUAAACCUGGAACACCACCAGUUUCUGGCAGGAGUACUACCCCAACCUCCAGUCCCUUCCGGGCCAGUUCUACAAGUCCUAACAAUCAGUCCAAUAAAAUGAACAGCAUUGUCUACCAGAAGCAGUUCCAGUCAGCAGCUGCAGCUGUGAGAAUGACACAGCCCUUUCCUGCACAAUUUGCACCACAGGCAAAGCAAAGAGCAGAGGUCCUUCAGUCCACUCAGAGAUUCUUUUCUGAGCAGCAGCAGCAGCCGCAGAACAAACCCAUAGGGGGCAAAGCCCCGAAAGUGGAGGAGAACGGGAGCAAAGCCAGCGAGGCCAUUGCCGACUCUGCAGGAGUCUGCCAGGACAAAGCCGAGGAGAAGCCCAGCCCUGCUCCUGCUGCCACACCGAAACCUGUUCGAACUGGACCAAUCAAACCUCAGGCAAUCAAAACCGAGGAAACAAAAUCUUAGAGGCUGUGUUCCCGUGGAGGGGGGAGAGGGGAGGGUGGCGAGGUGUCAGCAAUUGGUGGCCCGAAGGAUGAAGAGCAGCCUGUUCUCCCUGCCGGGCUCUGAGCAGCCCCUCGGGGCAUGGAGGCCAGCAGCAGCUGUGCUGGCAGCUGCCGUGUGUCCAGCUGAGCCCCCAGGCUGUAACAGCAUGAAGGCUGCUUUGGGGUGUGCACGUCCCACACGUGUGUGCCCCUUUGGCUCACGCCCGCCUGCUUCCCUAAGCCACAGCUCGGAGAAGUAGCACCGGUGGGGAGGCAUUUCCUAGCUGACACAAUGACUUCUCUUAUUUUCUUCAGGCUCUGAUCUUCAGCUGCUAUUUAUCUUUUUAUAAACCCAUGAGUAUGAGAACAUGCAGAUCUGAAGAUGGUGCUGGGCCAAGUAAUGUGUGUUAAGUUCUUAGUGACUUAAAAAGCUUCUAUCUUGUAUAAACAGAGGGAUCCACGUAUUUGCCACGCGAGGUUUAACCUAGCACAGAGUAACACUGGCAGUGUUGGAUUUCCCUCUAAAAGCAGUGCUUUGCUGGCUGCUGCUGCUUGGAUGACAAUUUACUGCAUUUACUUCACCAUAUGAAAAAGCUACUUGGCCACCUGUGUCCUCUCCACCCGCUGCCCCCUCAGUGGCUCUCACCCCUGGAGUUGAAGGUUCGUUGCAUCAAUAGUCAGAUUUGUUCCGUUCACCCCUGUCCAGCUGUCUUUAUAUGAUGCGAGUGGUCCCUAAACGGUUUCCAGUUUCUGUCUGUAACACAGCAACGAGCACUUAAACUGUGCCACAAGAAUAAAAGAAACCUUAUCAGAUUAACGAGAGUUUUAUCUCAAAGGUGCAUUCUUUAUAUCAGAGCUGCGUCGCACCACCUCCUUGCCCACAGUGUGCUGGAAAGUAGAAUCAAGUCAAAUAAAUGCCUUUUUAAUUGUAUCCUCUAGUAUUCUAGCUGUAGGACAGUACUGUAUGAUACUUCUGUGAAUGUAAGAUAUCCUGUACCUGCUUAUGAUAUGUAGUAGUGACUGUGCUAUACUGGAGCUGUUUUUAAUAAUGUUAUUCUAGAGGUUUUUUUCCAGACAAUGAUUGAAAAAGCUAAUAAAAAGCACCAGGUACCACAUCAGUAGCAGAAUUUGCUGGUUUUUUCUGGGAUUUUUUUCUUUUUUUUACGUUUUUUUGGAAGGAAGAGUUGAAAGUCUAAUGUGUAUAAUUUUGUUCAAAUGACUGCAGAAGCUGGAAAGGCUGUUGCUGCUAUUGAUGCCUAGUGAAUUGCUAUUGGUUAUCUUUUUAUAUAAAUAUAUAUAUAAUUUGAAUUUUUGGAAACUAGCUGUGAUGUCAACUUUGGAAAAAAGUAUCCCACUUGUAGUGUGAGUUGGCAUUGUACAGAAAUUAACAGCCAUAUUGGUCUAGAAAUGUUAAACUUAAUUUUUUUUCCAUUUGUACAGGGGUAACGCACUGUAUGAAAUAUGUACGGUCUUAUUUACAUGGGUUUGAUUACAGA